Messenger RNA from Recurvomyces mirabilis, 963 nucleotides. RefSeq lists its product as uncharacterized. The coding region runs from base 1 to 963 and encodes 320 amino acids. The record is from RefSeq and is a predicted model, not a curated record. The transcript is spliced from 3 exons. Lineage: Eukaryota; Fungi; Ascomycota; Dothideomycetes; Mycosphaerellales; Teratosphaeriaceae.
AUGUCGGGUAAAGGAAUCAAGAACGUCUUUGGCGCCGGUGCCAUCAACCCGCCUCGUGGCUUUGGCGACCCAAAGCUGCUCGAAGAGCAAGCCUUCCCAGUGUUGCUAGAGGGCGACUGUAAGACCAUCGACACCGCCGCCCUCUAUGGACAGAGUGAGACCAUUCUUGGACAGGUGGGAGCCGGCAAGCAGUUCACACUCGAUACCAAGAUGAAAGGUGGAUUUGGUGGCCCAGGCCAUGCAACAAAAGCCAAGGUCAUCGAGGAAGCCGAGAACAGCCAGAAGCUUCUAGGCACCACAGUCGACAUCUACUACAUCCACGCUCCCGACGGAGAUACCGACAUCGCUGAGACCCUCGCCGGCAUCAACGAAGUGCACAAGAAGGGCUUCUUUAAACGAUUCGGCUUGUCCAACUACCAAGCGAAAGACGUGAGAAAUGUCUAUGAACACUGCGAGAAACAUGGCUACGUCAAGCCAAGCGUAUAUCAAGGAAACUACUCCGCCGUGGCUCGCAAGCAGGAAGAGGUGCUCUUCCCAACUCUACGCGAGCUCGGUAUAUCCUUCUAUGCCUACUCGCCCAUCGCCGGAGGUUUCCUCACCAAGACGAAACAAGACAUCGCAGACGGCAAGGGACGUUUCGACGUCAACGGGCCCCUGGGCGACAUGUACGCGAGCAUGUAUGGUCGUCCUAAGCUCCUCGAGGCACUUGAGAAGUGGGCGGAUAUCGCUAAGGAGGAGGGCGUGUCAAAGGCUGAUCUUGCGUAUCGCUGGGUCAAAUACAACAGUCCGUUGAGCUCCAAGCAUGGCGAUGCCAUCAUUAUUGGUGCGAGCAGUGUUGAGCAGCUCAAGCAGACCCUGGACACCAUUAGCAAGGGACCGUUGAGUGAUAAGGCGGCCAAGCGGAUCGAUGAGCUGUGGGAGGGGAUCAAGGAGGAUGCGCCGCUUGACAACUAUCAUCGGUAG